This is a messenger RNA of Nakaseomyces glabratus, 351 nucleotides long. RefSeq lists its product as uncharacterized. The record is from RefSeq and is a predicted model, not a curated record. NCBI's taxonomy places the organism in Eukaryota, Fungi, Ascomycota, Saccharomycetes, Saccharomycetales, Saccharomycetaceae.
AUGCAUGGCUUUCAUUCGAAAGAAAGAGUGAUGAGGUACAGAAUUCUGAUGGAAACCCAGGUUUUGGUACUGUACUGGAGCAUCCCACACAAAGGUGAUGCUAAAUGGCUUUACAACCAUUCAACGACAGCUGGCUUAUCAUGGAUGAACAAUUCUACUAAUAUGAUAUACGUCCGAACAAGGGUAGAGGCACCAGAAUUAGAUAUCCACAACUUCGAGCGCACCAGAUUACAUCUACAAUUGACGACAAGGCUGAAGGAUAUUGCGAUGAGGACUUUUAUAUUUCCAGGGUCUAGGCUCGACAGUAUCAAGAUGGUGGACAAUUACAAUGGUUGUGACUUUCACGGCUAG